AUGGAGAGUCUGGCAGUAAUACGCAGCAAAUUGGUGCUACCCUUGGUGAAGUCAACGAAUAGAAAUGAACAGCAUAUUUUUACCUUCAGGUUCCUGCCGAGGCAAUCAAAGAACGUUGUAAACAGAAACCUUCGUUCCCGCGGCUCAUCGCUCUGUGAUUCUGCAGUUCUAGUUGUAAACAUUAUGCACGGUUUCGAACCGCAAACUAUAGAAUCUUUGAAACUAUUGCUUAAGAGAAUGACUCCACUUGUGGCUGCUCUUAAUAAGCAUUCGGAUGUUAACAUUGGCCCAGUCCAUAAGAAGACGUCCAGAAAGCAGCAUAUGUCGGAGCAUAAGCCAGAAUUCGCAGGCAUCCUGGCGUUUGACGUCAGAGUGGAGCGAGACGCGCAACUUUUUACGGAAAAGGAAAAGGUUAAAAUAUUCCAAGCAGACAUUAUCUAUCAUUUGGAAAAUAAUUUCCUCAGAUACAGGGAGGAGCUGCGGUCGAAAGUGCGAAGAGAGAACGAACACCUGGCUGUCUUCCAAUAAAUGGUCGUUGACAACAACAAAUAUAUCACGAAGAAUCCAAAAUGUUCAUAUUUAUGCGUGCUUCCUUUACGCACUUACCGCACUGAUCGCCCAAAUCAUACUGGGAUGUCUUAUUUUGUAUCUGUGGUGCAAAUACAAACUAUUCUGCCAGGAAAGUGA
Cylicocyclus nassatus is the source of this 687-nucleotide messenger RNA. The record is from the annotation of a GenBank genome assembly. Lineage: Eukaryota; Metazoa; Nematoda; Chromadorea; Rhabditida; Strongylidae.